AUGGCGCGCAACGAGGAGAAGGCGCAGUCGCUGCUGAACCGAUGGACGAGCAUGAAGCAGGACUUUGCCGACACGUUCAAAAAUCGACGGCCGUAUCUCGCGUCUCAAUGCGACAAUCUGAAAGACGCCGAGCGCUGGCGACGGCAGAUCGUCCGUGAGAUUGCCAAGAAAGUUGCAGAUAUACAGAACGCCGGCUCGAGCGAGCACGUGGUGCGUGACCUCAACGACGAGAUCAAUAAGCGCAUCCGAGAGAAGCGGCACUGGGAGCGGCGGAUCGUGCAGCUGGGCGGAUCGGACUAUUCGCGCACGCAGCCGCAGGCCUACGAUGCAGACGGCGUCGCGGUGAGUGGAGCGCGAGGCUACAAGUACUUUGGCGCGGCAAAGAAUCUCCCGGGCGUGCGCGAGCUCUUCCAGAAAGAAAAGUGUGAGUCUCGCAAACGUACGCGUCAAGACAUGUACAAGAACAUUGGCCCCGACUACUACGGCUUUCGCGACGACGAGGACGAACUGCAGCUCAAGGAGGAGGAAGAAGCGGAAAGGAGGCUGCGCCAGCGCGCCAUGGCGGACUGGGACGCUACUGAGGCGAAGCGUAAGGCGCAGGUCGCUGAAUUGGGAAUACGGGCGACGUCGUAG
Hyaloperonospora brassicae is the source of this 633-nucleotide messenger RNA. The record is from the annotation of a GenBank genome assembly. Lineage: Eukaryota; Oomycota; Peronosporomycetes; Peronosporales; Peronosporaceae.